AUGCACACAUUUUCCACAUUACCCAUCGAAAUUGUUUAUCGAAUUAUGGAUCAUCAAAAUGAGCGGACACUAUUUUGUUCAAUGCAAAAUAUUUCCAGACGGCUCAAUCAGAUCCUGAGCACCUAUGAGCGAUAUCGAACACUCACCACACUAGAUCUCGGCGGUAACGGAAUCGGUGAUGAAGGGGCACAACUCAUUGCGGAUGCGUUGCGAACGAACACGACACUCACCACACUACAUCUCGGUAGUAACGAAAUCGGUGCCGCAGGAGCACAACACAUUGCGGAUGCGCUACGAACGAACACAACACUCACCACACUACAUCUCGGCAGUAACAAAAUCGGUUCUGAAGGGGCACAACACAUUGCGGGUGCGUUGCGAACGAACACGACACUCACCACACUACAACUCAGCGCUAACGGAAUCGGUGAUGAAGGGGCACAACACAUUGCGGGUGCGUUGCGAACCAACACGACACUCACCACACUACAUCUCCGCGCUAACGGAAUCGGUGAUGAAGGGGCACAACACAUUGCGAAUGCGUUGCGAACCAACACGACACUCACCACACUAGAUGUCGGCUGGAACGAAAUCGGUGCUGAAGGAGCACAACACAUUGCGGAUGCGUUACGAACGAACACGACACUCACCACACUAGAUCUCGGUAGUAACGAAAUCGGUGCCGCAGGAGCACAACACAUUGCGGAUGCGUUACGAACGAAUACGACACUCACCACACUAAACUUCUACGGUAACAAAAUCGGUUCUGAAGGGGCACAACACAUUGCGGAUGCGUUGCGCAGGAAUGCAAGCGUCAAUAUGGUGUAG
Adineta ricciae is the source of this 828-nucleotide messenger RNA. The record is from the annotation of a GenBank genome assembly. NCBI's taxonomy places the organism in Eukaryota, Metazoa, Rotifera, Eurotatoria, Adinetida, Adinetidae.